Molecule: messenger RNA, 2931 nt
Organism: Pieris napi
Lineage: Eukaryota; Metazoa; Arthropoda; Insecta; Lepidoptera; Pieridae
Exons: 4
Coding region: 131-1861 (576 amino acids)
Biological process (GO): monocarboxylic acid transport
Molecular function (GO): monocarboxylic acid transmembrane transporter activity
Source: RefSeq, a predicted model, not a curated record
AUUGGCGGCAAUUCGAAAAAAAUUUAGCACACAGGUUGAUUACAGCGAAGAUAAUGAUAAGAUAACAACGCGUACUCAUAGAUUAUUUGUUCGGAUUUAAGAUUCUAGACAUGAAGCUAUUUUUGUGAAAAUGGAAAAUCCUGGGACCCGACCAGUGAGGCAAGAGAGGAUUGAAGACCUCCAUCUGGAUAGAGUGGUUGCAUCUCAACCUGAAAUAGGACCGACUCCUCCAGAUGGUGGCUAUGGUUGGCUAAUAGUCGUCUCAGCAGUAAUCUACAAUGUGACUGUGCCAAGUAUUUUAAUGCUUUAUGGAUUGAUUAUUUUGAAGUCUUUACGAGAGGAGGAUCAUGAAGAAGAAGAAAGAAUGCGCGUUUGGGACGUAGAUGUUGCCUUAGUCCCUAUAAUAUUGACUGUAAUCCGUUUAUUGUUAGAAUCGUGGUGUUGGGCUAUCGCGAAAAUAUUCAACAUGCCACGAUUUACAGCGCUGGCUGGACUCUGUAUGACUGUCGCUGGUGUUCUACUAUCAAGCUAUGCAACAAGUGUGGACAGUAACGAUCAUAUUGUAAACAUAUUUGCGGGGAUUUCCAUUGGUAUCGGUUGCGCCUUAACAGGACAACAAACGGAUCUAAUCAUAACUCACUACUUCCGAGACAAACUUACAAUCGCCCAACGUAUUGUAAAAGUUGCACCAUCUUUAGGAAAUGUUCUUAUGCCUUUGAUGAUCGGGUAUCUUUGUACAAUCUACUCCAGUGAUGUAGUUGUCAUGAUCACUGGAGCAAUUCUCAUGCAGAACUGUGUUUUCCUCGCCUCAUAUACACGACCUAUUUACAUUGAAAGAGUGAUUCGAAACACAUACAACAUGUUACGAGACGCCGUUGAAGACGAUGACGAAGUUAUCUUCUCAAACCAGAAUGAACCCAGAACAGCAUCCAAUCCAGUAUCCACACAAGAUGAAGAUGCAAAUGACGUGGUGGUCUUUAAAUCAAAUAAAAACGCUAGAGAAAUCAUGGACCCUGACGUAGAAACGCGGGAAAGCGGUGGGCAGAGAUUUUCAUCAGAUUUCGGCGUGAUGUUUGACGGUUCCACUUCUAAUCGCUUCUCAUCCGACUUUGGCGCUGUUGACGUCAGCAAUUACAGCAGAAUCAGUGGAUAUCAGGAGUUGGAUAGUAUUGACAGGAAUAAUCCUCAGCCGUUAUACCGCGAAACAACUGUGAAUGCUCCAUCAAAUAGCCUCGUUUUUGCCGCAGAAGUAUCUCCUGGGUCAGCUCGACGUACUGCGUCAUUAAAGAAGAAUUUUAUAACCGUGAUCAAUAUGGUUCAAGAUCUAAACUUCUAUUUGUACACUCUGUUACAUUUGUGCACAACGUACAGUGUUCUUAUACUUAGUGUCUUCUUCCCACUUCUUAUGUGGGAAGAAAAUCCUACCAUGAAUAUUUGGUCGAUAUGUUCACUGACUGCAAUUGGUCACGCUGCGGCAUUGUGCUUCGUCUUUUUAUGUAUAUUUAUGCCAAACAAUUUAAACGAUAAAGCAAAAUUAUGCACAAUUUUUUGUGUUUGUGGUGCAAUAGGAUUUUAUGGUGUUACGCUAUCAUCAAACAAAAACUACCUUGUCGUAUGGUGCAUGUUUUCGAGUAUUGCCACCGCGACCAGCGGGAUUCUACAACAAUCUUUAUACAAUAGUUUCAAUAAGUUUGACAUAACAGCGACUGUAACCACAGCUAAUACUCUAGUUGCGAUCGUGAUCAUGAUUUGGGCUGUCGCCUAUAGUUAUACGUAUAGAACUUGUUUCUUCAUUGCUAGCUUAUUGCAAAGUGGCGCGGCUUGCGUGUUUUUGGUCGCUUCUUUUAGACGGAGGAGAUAGACUUCCUCAUUACAUACACCUCUUGGGGUUUAUAAACGUGGAUUAAAGAUAGUACCGUGACUUUUUACAUAUAAGAAACAUCGUAAAGUUUUAUAACAAGGCCGUUUAAUUUUAAGUAAGCUUGCUGGAAAUUUUUACUUUGUCCCAUAUAUCUCUAUGGUCACUAAUAGGCCGGGAGAUAGUGCCACAAAAUAGUGGGUCAUUUGUACCAGUAUGGCGGUUCUUCAGGGGUGUUAUUACGCAAUGAAAAAAAGAAAAAUGAUGGUCAUAGCGCUGGUACCGGCGGCCUAGUCGCGUGGGCGUUAGUCGAACUCGUCGGAUUAAUUAGUGUCAAACGAUUUGUUCCACAAAAAUUCUAGUACCCCCGAAAAACCGCCAUACUGGUACAAAUGACCCACUAUUUUGUGUCACUAUCUCCCGGCCUAUAAGGUCUAUGGUCAAUGACUUGACGGAUAAAAUGGAGAUCAUACACUACAUACGAGAGUUUAGGCCUGUAAAUAUAGUUAACAGCGUCAUCUAGUUUUUUUAAAAACUGCGCAGUACAUUGAGGGAAUAUAAAUGUUUUGCAUACCAAAGAGCGUAACCACCAAACGAUUUGUCUGUGAAUCUUAGCUGAAGAUUGAUUUGUUAUAUAUUUUUUGUCUAUCUUUAAUGAUUAUCGUAUUACUAAAUUAGAAAGUAACAGAUCAUUUUAUUUAUAGCUAUUCUUCUAGUAGCUUUUGCUUGUCUAUUGCUAUUUUAUAUUAGAAAUAAAUUAUAUUACAUAUGUAUAAAAUACUAUUUGUUAAGAGAUCAUAAUAUAUUUUUUAUAAACAAUUACCAUCAAUUAUAAUAUAACAUUAAAUACUUACUUCUAAGGAUGACUUAUAAAACAAAAUUUAGGUAAUACAUAGUAUGCGAUAUCGUACGUAAUGAUUGUUUCAAUAAGUUCUAAUAUAGCAAGCAGGAAAUAAACUAUAUAAUUCAUUGUAUAGUUAUAAACUAAUACAAAGCAACGCGAUUUCGGAAAUAUUAAGGCGGCUGAAUAAUUAAAAUAUUUUUUUAAUCGAAAUAAAUAUUUUUUUAUACAA